Molecule: messenger RNA, 1263 nt
Organism: Monoraphidium neglectum
Lineage: Eukaryota; Viridiplantae; Chlorophyta; Chlorophyceae; Sphaeropleales; Selenastraceae
Exons: 5
Coding region: 1-1263 (420 amino acids)
Cellular component (GO): mitochondrion; cytoplasm
Molecular function (GO): ATP hydrolysis activity; ATP binding
Source: RefSeq, a predicted model, not a curated record
AUGAUCAUGCAGCUCUUCUCGCGCACGCUGCCGCCCGUGGUCAAGAUGCGGCACCACAGCCUCCCCUGGCUGCUGCGGCACGUCGAGGAGCGGUGCCACGAGCUGGAGGCCGUGAUGUCGCCUGAAACAACUGCGUCCCAGAUCGAAGGCGAGGAUCCCUUUGACCUGGUUGCGGACGACCUGGCGGCCUCCUGUCACCUGCUGUGCAUUGAGAAAGUGGCAGCGGAAAACCGCCAAGACGCCGCCACCUUUGCGCGCCUGCUGGAAGAGCUGCUGCUGCGCGGCUGCUGGUUCGCCUUCAUGAGCAACCGGCCCCUGCACGAGCUGGUGCACGAUGUCCAGCUGGGCAUCGAGCGUGAGGGCCCUUUUGUGGAGCUCUGCAACACCCACCUGCUGCAGCUCAACUUGUCGGGCGGCCCCAUCUACAAUAACGCCAACGCCGUGACUGCACCAGCAGAAGCCGGGCGCGAUCAACAGCAGGAGCAGCAGCAGCGCGAGAGCAGCCACUGCUACCAAGGGCGCGACGGUGUCGCGCGGCUGAGGGACAGCUGGCGGCGGCUGGUGGAAUGCAGCAACGGCCGCGAGUGCGCGACAUCAGUGUCUUUCAAGUUCUUUGGGCGCGACAAGCUCUUUGUGCCCAAGGCGCUCGUGGUGGAGGACGGGCGGCGGCUGCAGCAGCAACAGCCGCACGUUUCGCAGACUUCGGACCAGCAGGAAGCGUUGGGCGCACUUGUACAGCGGGGACAGCAGGCUGAGCCAAUGCCGCAGGGGGAGCCGCCGCUGUUGGCCGCAUACUUUGAGUUCGACCGGCUGUUUGGACCGCAGGGCCUGCGGCCCCCAGGCGGCCUGGACCCCGCACCUGGCGGCAGCCGCGACGGCAGCGCGCCGUUGUCCGCGAUGGACUGCCUGGCCCUGGCUGAGAGCGGCUGCACGGCGGUCUUCAUAGAGGGCGUGCCGUUCCUGCACCCUGAGCAGCGCGACUGCGCGAUGCGUUUCGUGACGCUGCUGGACGUGCUGUGGGACCACCAGACGCAGCUGCACAUCUCAGCAGAAGCCGGACCGAGCGAGCUCUUUGCGCCGCUGCUCGACGCUGCCCUGGCGCCCGCCAGCCACCCCAGCUUCUGGGAAGCUGCCGCGGCGGCACCCAUGGAAUUGGAGGAGCCCGCCAAGGGGCGCCGUGCAGAGGAGCACGCGCUGUUGGCAGAGGAGGUGCUGAUGCUGAAACGCGCGGCCGCACGGCUGGCGCAGAUGACGCAGCGCUGA